UUUCAGUCGAUCUCAGGAUUCCGCCGCGGCAAAACGCACGAAUUCAAAUUGAAAAAGUGUUUCUUUUUUCGCUUCCUGUGCCUGUAGCAUACCUUCCAACAGACAAGUUCAUUGGGCGGGAAAAUCCGCCCCGUCAGUGUACGACCCCUCGAAUGGGUGAAUGUGUGGCGGGGAGUAAUCUGAUGAAGUGAUCUUGUACCGAAAAGUUAAUUUCGAACGAAUGACAGCGUUUUAAAAGUUAUGAAAAAAGAUCGAAAGCAGGAAAACAUUAUCUGACCACGGGAAACAAGAAUACUCGUUCGUAAUCAUUUGUCAUUAAUAAUUAAUCGUGCUUGAAAUCGGCAUUAAAAGAUUCUUCUAACGAACGAAUAAACAAAACAGUGAUGCGAUAAGACGAUGGCACUAAAAGUGACGCGAAAAUGUUUAGUCUACUCCGUUCUGGCGGUACUCGUGUGCGCUGCCGUGCUCACUACCAUUUUAGUGCUCGCUCUGCGCGACGACGAUGAAAUCAUGAAGAGCUACAAGUUCAGCAGCAGUGAUUUGGUUAUCCAGCUGAUGGAGCAGCCCGAUCAUCGGUAUGUGAUCGGUUUGGUCAGAGAUGACAUGCUGAUACAGCGCAUCACACUGGACCACGACUUCACCGACAACUCGGAAGUAGAAACUAUCCCCGAUGGUCUUCGACUGGAAGGCAACGGUCAGCAGAUCGAAAUCAGAAACCUCGAAGAUACAAGCAAUUUUUCCUUGAUCAGUAUUACGCGAACACUUCGGAAAGGGCAAAUUAUAUCCGAUGUGAUCCAAACCAAUCAAGUAGUUCGGGAACGGGAAGUCCAAUGGUAUGGUGGACCGGAACAGAAGGAACAGUAUUAUCCGGUGCAAAGGCUACGUUUCGAGGAUUAUGCCUACGUACCGAAAGAGUUGGACAGUGCGGCGAUUGUGGAACGCUACUGGCUGAAUUCGGCUGGAGUGUUUUUCUACGUUGAAAAAGAAGUUCCGUUGUUUAUUGAUCAGGACGAGAGCACGUUAAGGUUUACCGCCAAAAAGGAGUUACCUUACUACACGUACGAUGAUACGUUCGUAUUCAACUAUCGCAUUGGAAUAGCAAGGGAUGCGAAAGAGGCACACAUGAAAGCGGUUGAUAAAGCGCUUAACAAACCAGUCGGUAUACCCGACGAACGUAUGGUUAGGUACCCGAUUUGGUCAACAUGGGUGCGUUAUGGUAGACCUAUCAGUCAGCAGACGGUGUUAGAUUUUGCCACCGAGAUUAAUGGCUAUGGAUUCAAGAACGCUCAACUCGACAUCGAUGACUUUUGGGAGACCUGUUAUGGCUCGUUGAUGUUCAAUUCGAUAACCUUUCCGAAUAUUACGGAGUUGACUGAGCAGCUAAAAGAAAUUGGCUUUCGAGUGACGGUCUGGAUUCAUCCGUUCAUCAAUAAAAACUGCCAACCGUGGUACACGGAAGCGCUAUCUAAAGGCUUCUUGGUUAAAUCACACAAUGAAUCAAUCGGGUAUAAUACCAGAUGGUGGAACAGUGGCGAAAAUGAAGCAUCCUACAUCAAUUUCAACAACCCAUUGGCAGUCGAGUGGUUCCGCCAGCGACUUCAAGAGUUGCGAGAACAAGGCAUCGACAGUUUCAAGUUUGACGCCGGUGAAACCAGUUGGGCGCCGGAAGAUCCAGAUAUAGAGGGACCAACAGCUCUGUUCCCAUCCAGUAUGACUACCAAUUUUGUAAGGAUGUGUGCCGAGUUCGGCCCGAUGAUAGAGGUUCGAACCGGUUGGACGACACAGGAUUUGCCGGUGUUUGUAAGGAUGCUGGAUUUGGAUACGCACUGGGGAAUUCACAACGGGCUGCAAUCACUGAUUCCAACUCUGCUGCAGAUGAACUUGAAUGGUUAUCCGUUCGUGCUGCCGGAUAUGAUCGGUGGUAAUGUGUACGGGGAUGAUAUACUGACAAAGGAACUGUUUAUCAGAUGGAUGCAGGCUAACACGUUUAUGCCCAGUAUGCAAUUCUCGAAAACACCAUGGGAUAUAGAUCUGGAGACUGUUGAAAUAACUAAACGCUUUGUUUCAUUACACGAGGACUAUUCGGACUAUAUUUUGCAGAGAAUGCGACUUGCCGUAGCGGAAGGUAUUCCCGUAAAUCCACCUAUCUGGUGGUUGGAUCCGGAUGAUGAAAUUGCGUUGAAAAUUGAUGACGAAUAUCUCGUCGGGGACGACAUACUGGUUGCACCGGUUUUGACUGAAUUCGCGUCUAAACGUGAUAUCUAUCUCCCAAAGGGUACCUGGCGGGACGGCAAUAAUAAUCAGGUGUACGAAGGAGGUCGAUGGUUGAGCAACUAUUCCGCCCCAAUGAGUACUUUGCCGUAUUUCGUUAAGACGUCGUUUCAAAUGAGAUAGUAACCGCGAAUGAGCCAUACUAUAAUAUAGUUCAACCAAAUGUGAGAUAUUGUAAAUAAUGUACUAAUUCGUGGGUUUAAAAGCGGUUGGUGGAUUUUCGAAGAAUAAAAAGAUUUUAUACAUACCGUUGGGACGAA
Molecule: messenger RNA, 2531 nt
Organism: Topomyia yanbarensis
Lineage: Eukaryota; Metazoa; Arthropoda; Insecta; Diptera; Culicidae
Product: myogenesis-regulating glycosidase-like
Exons: 7
Coding region: 397-2394 (665 amino acids)
Biological process (GO): carbohydrate metabolic process
Molecular function (GO): hydrolase activity, hydrolyzing O-glycosyl compounds
Source: RefSeq, a predicted model, not a curated record